AUUACCGAGAGUCACGAAAAACGUAAUCGUAAAACGUAAUAGUAAAACGUAAUCGCAAAACGUAAUCGUAAAACGUAAUCGAAAAACGUAAACGUAAAACGUGAUCGUAAAACGUGAUCGCGAAACGUAAACGUAAAACGCAAGCGCAAAACGUAAUCGUAAAACGCGAACGUAAUACGUAAUUGCAAAACGUAAUCGCAGCGCUAUGCGCCGUACCUAUCGUAUCACUUGCAGUAUUGGUUUUGACGUUUGUAAUAGAGUUUUGCUUUUACGAUUUACAAUUUAUGUUUUUGCAAGCUGCGUUUGCAGUCCCGGAUAAACAUAAAAUUACUGAACAGGUGUUGGAUUUAGGCUGGGAGCUUCCAAAGUACGAAGCUGAUUCGAGCCUGAAGCCCCAGCAACAGACGCGAGAACGAAGGCCUGCCUUGGUGAUGGCGCAGCAUCUGGUUGGGUGGUGUGAGCGUGAGAAGAAGUUGCCUGCGAAGAACAAGGAAGUGAGAAUGGAGUUUCAACUUCAGAGGUGGUGGGAGAAGCUACGUUCUGCGCAACGCCAGGGUCGGAUCGCUGCAAGUUUCAAAUCUUCUCUCGCAGACCUGUGCCGCGGUGCAAAUCUGCCUCCGGAGCUGAACUUGCUGUCUCUGCUCGAGGAUACCAAGCCGGUGAAGCGGCCGUGGUUUCACGAGAGGUCUGGCCAGGAGUACUUUGAUGCGGUAAUGGCGAAGCUAAAGACGGAUCCGAAUGACAAGGAAAGCAACAAGAAGGUCGAGGAGUUUUUGCGACGUUUCGAAGAAGACGAGCACAAGUUUCUCCCUGAGCAGCAAACGCAGUUGCAGCGUGAGAAGCAAGCACGGAGUGCUAGGGACCCUAAGGUUGACCCGCCAGCAAGAAAAAGGUGGAAAAAACACCCGGUUCAUGGCAGGCACUCGCGAAAGACGAAGUACGCGACAGGGAAGAGGCCAGGUUAG
Amoebophrya sp. A120 is the source of this 965-nucleotide messenger RNA. The record is from the annotation of a GenBank genome assembly. NCBI's taxonomy places the organism in Eukaryota, Dinophyceae, Syndiniales, Amoebophryaceae.